Ananas comosus (pineapple) is the source of this 2620-nucleotide messenger RNA. RefSeq lists its product as uncharacterized. NCBI's taxonomy places the organism in Eukaryota, Viridiplantae, Streptophyta, Magnoliopsida, Poales, Bromeliaceae. The record is from RefSeq and is a predicted model, not a curated record. The transcript is spliced from 2 exons. The coding region runs from base 256 to 1365 and encodes 369 amino acids.
AUAAUAAACAACUAGCAGCCGCUAAUUAAGAUAGACUUAGAUAAGUUAAAAUAUUUAAAGAUUAAAAAAAAAGGUUUCAAUGAAAAAAAAAAAAAUAAAUUAAGUUGUGGAAGGCUCGUUGAGAAUUCCUAUUCAGUGUUCCCGUAUCUUCUUCGUCGUUCCCAUCGUAUUCUGAAGCGAAGGAUCUUCUCCUCCAUUUUUGUCGAAUAAUAAUUCUUCCCUCCGCUUUCGCCUCCGCUUCUCCCUUUCAUAAGAAUGGAUGCCGAAGAAAGGAUGGCCCUCCGGGGAGAGCACGGAAUUUCUAUCGCUGAUAAUGCCAGCAGGCCUGGUGAAAGAGUCGGCGCCGGAAUUGAUGAGGAGGUUGCCAGUCCAGCCAUCGAACGCUCUGACUUAUGCGGCGAAUAUGCCGGCAGCACCGGAAUUUAUGCGGAGGCUUCUGGUCCGGCCUUCGAGCCGAGCGUGAGGCACUGGAUUGGCGAGCUGUCGGAUGCCGCAAGUUAUGAGGAGGCGGCUUCCGGUCCUGCCGUCGAACCAAGUGUGAGGAGCUGGGUCGGACUUUCUGCCUUCGGACCGAGUGCCGAAGGCUGGAUCGGAGAGGUGCAGGAGAAGAUCAGAAGUGCGCUGGCAGCUUCGCCAUCGCUGUCCUCGAGUUCCCACUUCAGAAGAAGAAGUCCUGAAAUUUGUAAGUUCGUGCUGGGCGAGGAGUUCUGCCGGCCGAGGGUGGUGGCGAUAGGGCCGUACCAUCGGCACGAGAGCACGAGCGUCACCGACGCAGACAAGUGGUUGAUUGUCUGCCUGAUGAACUGUCUGUACGGAAUCGACCUGGCGGGCAGCCUUGUAAAGAUGAAAAAUCAAGCGGCGGCCGCUCUCGCAUGCUACUCCUUCGCAGAUUUGUGCGAAAGCUUCGACGUCGAAGAUGACAAAGGAUUCGCGGAGGUGCUGCUGCUGGAUAGCUACUUCAUCUUGUUUAUGCUGACGUCCAGCGAGUCCGUGCUGAUGUCCCGUGAGAUACGCAGUAGAUUGAUGCUGAUCGAAUCCGAUCAUUCGUCGACGGAGAAUCCCCCGUCUCCGCUCGUCAUGCCUAGAGUCAACGAGGUAGUAUUACACAGAGAUAACAUCAUGCUGGAUCUGCUGAUCCUCGAUAACCAAAUUCCCUUCUUCGUGGUCGAGGAGCUGUUUGCGGAACUCAAGCUGGAGGAGAAGCCCCUCCACGAUUAUGCCCUCGAGUUCUUCGGGACAAUCCAUCCGAGGCCGAACCGAGAUCGUCAUAGAGGCCAGAACAUUCCUCCCAAAUUCUUUCAUCUGCUCGAUCUUUUCCACUGGUCUCGGGUCCCGGAGAACAAGUAUGAGGUAGUCAGCUCAUAGCAUUGCCAGCCAGACGGUGUUUACUGGGCGCGCUAUACUCCGACCGCAAUGGAACUCAGAAAAUCAGCCACAGUGCUCGAAAAGAAGAGCUCGGGCAGCUCACUAGACAUCGCGUUCCGGAGGGGUAGGAUUAUAUCCGUUAUCGGGGUGCUCAACAUCCCAAACUUACACAUCCGCGACUAUAGCAGCUUCAUCUUCCAUAACCUCAUCGCCUUCGAGAUGCAAUCUCAAAGCCGGGGCCGCUGCACAAUGGCCUUCUCCGCAUUUAUGCGCAACUUGUUGCAAAGCGAGGAAGACGUGAAGCUGCUGCGGCGACGCGGCAUUUUGGCGAACACGUCCAUGACCGACGAUGAACUCGUCGAUUUCUUCAAACGCUUGAGCCGAUUGAUUGAAAACUAUCAAAUGCCGAGCGAUCUGUAUGCGGUUUACUAUCAGGUCCUCUCUCACCAUAAUCGCCGGAUGAGUCGGUUCUGCGGCAGCAUCAUUCUCCAGUACUUUCCCAACCCACUGGUGACUCUUUCUGUGUUUGCAGCUGUCGUGCUCUUUGUUCUCACCCUCCUGCAGACUAUAUAUACUAUUCUCAGCUACUACCGUUAUUGAAUGCUAAUGGUAAUUUGCACCUACAUACUACUGAAAUGAAAAACAUGUUGUACUACCAAAUGGUGGAUAUGGUCAUAUUUAACAUUCUCUGUUACUAACUGGUUUGUUUUAAGUGCAGUUGCUUUUCAUUUAUAUGAAAAUUUUUCACACAAGUGACCCUGGACUAAAUCUCUGAUGGAUAGAUAGUUCGACACACUGGCCCUCGUAAUUUGCACCGACAGCAAACUCAUUUCUCUCUUCGAAUGCUUGAGCAAGUUGACUGAAAACCAUCAAAUGCCAAGUGAUCUGUGUGCCAUUUGCCAUCAGGUCCAGUCUUACCACAACCGCCGAGUGAGUCGGUUCUGUGGCAGUGUCAUUCUCCACUACUUCCCCAACCCAUUGGUGACUCUUUGUUUGUUUGUUGCUGUUUUGCUUUUUAUUCCCACCCUCUUGCAGACCAUAUAUGCUAUGCUAUGAUCAGUUACUACCACAGUUGAAUGCUGAUCUACAUGUUAUUAUCUAGUACGGCAAUUAAUAUUGCUGAAUAAAACAUGUAUUGUACUACCAAAUUAGUUGGAUUGGGUACAUAUUUACAUGUGACAUCCUCUGUAAGUUGCUACCAGGUUUGGUAUUCUUACUAGUUAUUAAUUAAUGCAAGGGAGCUUUUUUAUUUAUA